Messenger RNA from Paralichthys olivaceus (Japanese flounder), 1971 nucleotides. Lineage: Eukaryota; Metazoa; Chordata; Actinopteri; Pleuronectiformes; Paralichthyidae. The record is from RefSeq and is a predicted model, not a curated record.
CUUUUUGCGUUACAGAUGAAACAGGAUUUGUCUAACAGCAGUCUGACCUGUAAUGACAACAGCGCCGCCCUGCUGGUCUCUCACAUAUUGCAGUCAGAGCUCGGGGACUUCGAUGAGGAGAUGGAUUGUCACCAUUUAGAGAUGAAGCAGUACGUCCCCAACCAGGAAUAUCUGGACAACAAGAUCAUCAAGUUCCACAAGAGACACAGAGGUGUGUCUCCAGCAGACUCGGACAUCCACCUGCUGGAGGUGGCGAGAAAGCUGGACAUGUACGGCAUCCGGCCUCACCCGGCCCACGACGGGGAGGGGAUGAGGAUCAACCUGUCUGUCACUCACUCCGGAGUGCUGGUGUUUCAGGGAAACACCAAAAUAAAUACCUUCAGUUGGGCGAAAAUCCGCAAGUUGAGCUUCAAACGGAAACAUUUUCUCAUCAAACUGCACGACAAAGUCGGGCCGUCAUGUAAGGACACUCUGGAGUUUUCCAUGGCCAGUCGAGACGUCUGUAAGUCGUUCUGGAAGACGUGCGUGGAGUAUCACGCCUUCUUCAGACUUGCAGAGGAACCAACGGCGGUACACAAAACACUGUUGUCCUGUAAGGGCUCCAGCUUCAGAUACAGUGGGCGGACACAGAAACAGCUGCUGGAGUGUAUGGGGUCAGGGGAAAAGAAGAGAACCUACUGUCAGUCAGACUACGAUCCCCGACAGUGUCGAUCUUCUCCUGAUCUCCUCACCGACGUCUCCAAACAACUGUACCAGCACUCACAUCCCUUCCCCCGGUCGACCCGUGCCUUGGCGGUCCACAGUCAGGACGAGUUGGACCCACAUCAUCGAGGGGCAGACAACAUCGAAAUCAGGGGAGGAGGGGCUAAACGCAGCCAUUCAUCUGUCGAGGUCACCCAGAGGCCGUGCCCCCUCUCCCAGGUCUCGCCCCUCUCUCCUCUCCACCAAUCAACCCCGUCACCGAAGAUGAGAUCAGCUUCUACAUCUUUGAUGGAGGACACGAGGGGCGGACGCAUCGAGAUGCAGCGCCAAGCCCAGAGGCUGGCCGGGGUUUACGGCAACCGAUCAAGGCGUCGGCCCAAUCCCCAGCCACACCCAGACGCUGCACAGCAGUUGGUUCUUCUCUACCCGAACAGUCCUGCCUACCAGUAUCACCCCGUCCUCCCAUCAUUCCCAUCAGCUGGGUCCUCGCCGCUUAACCGUUACCCCUACUUGACGGACUAUGUUGCUGUUUCUUCACUGGAGCGUUUCCCGCAGCCCCGGAGGCGGGACUAUGUGACAACAGACAGCCUAUCUCGCCCGUUUUACUACCCACUAGGCCACGAUUCGCCGUCUGUUUCACCAAUCAGGAGGAACCUCCGCCCCGGUGGCUCAGGCGGGUUGGCCAGAGUUUACCAGCAGGGGAGCAAUGGUGCGAGGUUCUUGGGUAUUGGACACACUGAGGCCGGGCAUUACAGCGACGACUGCAACUUCCUCCCAGGGCUACCUCGCCGCGUAGCGAGCCAACCAGAUGUCAAGUUCCAUCUCUCAAGGAGUUCCAACCCAGCCUUUAACCCCGCCUCUGAGUUUCGGCCCCUUGGUUACUACCCUCACCUGACACGGCCCUCCAGACCCACCUACCUCCCACUAAACUCCUCCCCUCUGCCAGAGCGUCCCACUUCGCUGUGCAUGAUUGGAGGAACCGCAGGAAGCUACAGCGACUCGGACCCAGAGGUUUUCUACCCAUAUUACUGCCCACCCCCCCCACUGGGGAAGGUGACUCGGUCCGCUGGACUGGCCAGGAUGAGGUUUUCCUCUGGAAGCCUCCAGCUGGACGAGGAGGAAGAGGGGGAGGAGGAAGACGAGGACGAUGGAGCAGCAAAGGAAAAGGGAAAAAAGCGUAUGAAGAGUGAGGGGGAGGAGAACAAAGUAGGAAGUGAGGAAAGAGAUGAGACUAAAGGUGCAGCGAAGAUCACAGAGGUCACGUUGUAG